AUGCUGACCGAGCCUCGGCUCUCCAGGCGUCAGUUCAUGAAACGUCCACGGAGGAUCAUGACGGCCAUCAUCGAAAAACUAAGAAGAAAACGAAAGCUAUCAUCUGAGCUUCAUGCUCGAUGGGGCGAUGUGUCCAUCACCUAUCCCACCCAAGGCUCCUGGAGUCAGUGGGAUCAACCCUCUGGGGGCGUGUCUAAUAUGAUACCCGGAAGGCCAUCGGAGCAUGGCAGACGGCAUGGCUCGGUGGAUGCUCUCGAUCGAUCAGGCAGUUCAUCACGUAUGCCCACUCCGUUAUAUCUAGGGGACCGUAAAGCCUCCGUUGACUCAACUAUGACCAUCCCCACUGGCCAUUAUGACUCCAAAGUCCGCGGUCGAUCCAAGAGCAGGCCCAGGACGUGGGACGCGGAUUCCAACGACGGUUCCAGAGAGGAGGAUGAGGGGAAUGACGCUCCAUCUGCCCUGGCUGGACCUCGAGAUCGAUAUCCCAAGGGUCCAUCUCGUGCAGGAGCCCGAGACGAAGCAGAUCCCUAUGGAAAGGCAUCUAAAUCGCCUCCGUUGUCGGUGACCUCUCGCAUGCGUCGAUGUAGUCUACAGAGCACAACCACGGAGCCCACGACAGCGAGUUCGCACCAUACUAGUUUCACCUCGUUACCAUCGGAGGAUCCUCGACUCAUGUAUCAUCACCAUAAUCACCAUCCUCCUACGCACUACGAGAAGAAAUCAACUCGACGGCGAGAGCCCGAACCUGUCCAGGAACUAGUGCCAUCGUACGACGAGCUCUAUGGGUAA
Aspergillus tanneri is the source of this 789-nucleotide messenger RNA. RefSeq lists its product as uncharacterized. The transcript has a single exon. NCBI's taxonomy places the organism in Eukaryota, Fungi, Ascomycota, Eurotiomycetes, Eurotiales, Aspergillaceae. Bases 1 to 789 code for a protein of 262 amino acids. The record is from RefSeq and is a predicted model, not a curated record.